AUGUACCAAGGUUAUCCGAACGGAGCGAUGUCGCAACAGCAAUAUUUCAUGCAUAUGCAAAAGAUGCAACAGUCACGAUUCGCAAGUGGCAUGGAUCCGUCGAAUCCGGCAUUUAUGGGCGGCCAACGAAUGAUGGGAAUGAGAGGAGGUCCCAUGGCCCCCGGCUCAAUGAUGGAGCCUAUGGCACCGACCGGUCCCUAUCCAGCAUAUUCACAAGGCAUGCAACCGUUUGCACCACAACAGCAGUACGUAGGACAAUUCACAAUGAACUAA
Cylicostephanus goldi is the source of this 273-nucleotide messenger RNA. Lineage: Eukaryota; Metazoa; Nematoda; Chromadorea; Rhabditida; Strongylidae. The record is from the annotation of a GenBank genome assembly.